AUGGGAAUCCCUUGCUCAAAAUAGCAUCAUUAAAAACCUUAGUAAUUGAUUUAGAAUUAACAUGAUUUCUAAAAUCUUCUUGAUUAAUAAUAAGAGAACUCAUUAUAACCAGAUGAAGAAAAUAAAGAAUAAAAAUAAACUAAAAUUGAUGCAGCAUAAAAUUCAAUCGAUUUGAAUAAAAAACGUUAUUCAAGUAGAGACAUGUCAAUAAUUUCUAAAUACAUAGAAAAUGAGCUAAGUAUUAAAAUAAUAUAAUGAAGAAAACUAAUCGGUAAAACUUGAGAGACUUACUAUUGAUAUGAGAGAUCCAUCAAUGAGUGUAAAAGGAGGACCAGUUGCAUAACGAAAAGAAAUCUCAUAAGAUCUAUAAGAAGAAGAUGAUAGUCAUAUAUGCUAUACAAUUUAUACAAACCCAAAGUAUAAACGCUUGAAAAGUAUUAAUGAACGUACAAUGGUUCUAUUACAUUUGAAUGAAAAUAAUGAAUUCUUGGAUUUGCUAUACAGAAUUACUAAUGAUUAUCAUUUUACAAUUGAACACUAAGAAGAAUUCAAAGAUAUUUUAACUAGAUCAUAAGAUAGUUUUCUCUAAAAUUUAUUAAUAUCUGAAAAGUUUAUAAAUGAAUAUGGAAUCUUUCAUAUUAUUAGAGAAGCUAUUAAAUUUAGUAAAUUAGAAUUAAUACUUUAGAAUGAUUAUACACUAAAUUCAACUUUAUUGCAUUAUAAUAAAUGUAUCAAUUAAUUCUAUUUUUUUAUUAGUAUUUGUUGAUAUAAGUUUAUUUCCAUUAAUUUUAGCAACUUAACAUAUUAAUAUAUAUUGUCUAGAGUUUACCUAAUAAAUUGUUGAAUACAAAAAGUUAACAAAUUCAAAUCAAGAAUUGAUUAGAUUUAUUAAUGAAAUAAAAUAAAUUUUAGGAUGUGAUGUAAAAUAGAUCUAUUAUUAAUUUUAGAUAUAAUUUUUAUCAAUUUAUCAUUAAAAUUAGAAUAUGAUUGUAUCAUUAAUAAUUAGAAAGAGUUAAUUAAAUCGAAAUUAAAUAAUAUCACAGAUAAAUGAAUCUUUAAAUACCAAAUUAGGAUUUGUCUCUUGUUAAACAUAGUCAUUGAUAAAGUAUGUUGGAUGUGAAUUAAGUGAUAUUGAUCCUUGGAACAAUAGAGAAUUUAAGGAGGAAACAAGAGUAGACAGUUAGCAUUCAUUAUAAUAUGGAUGGAAGUAUAACUAACAUUAAUAAUAGAUUAUUUGGUUUGAAUGUCAAGUAGUAAAAUAUUUCUAAUAUAGGAUUUAUCUAUUAUAAUCCAAAUUAAAUGUAUAAUGAAAAUAUUAGAAUCUAUUCAUUAACUGACAUCAAUAAAUACUCAAAUUAAUUUGAAUUGAUUGAGAUUAAAGUCUACUGUGAAAAAAAAUAAUAUAAAAUACUUUUUCAAGUUACAUACUAAGAUGAAGAUCUAAUAAUCAUAGACAAUAUGGUAAUGAGUAAAUUAUUAUAAAGGCAUAUCUCAAUACUUUAAUGAAUUCAAGGUUGACUGGAAUUUUGGUAUAUGAUGCUGAAAAAUAUAUGAAAUAUUGA
Paramecium sonneborni is the source of this 1562-nucleotide messenger RNA. Lineage: Eukaryota; Ciliophora; Oligohymenophorea; Peniculida; Parameciidae. The record is from the annotation of a GenBank genome assembly.